UCACAUUCAUUCGUAAAUACCAAAUUAGCCCCAGUGAGCGAGACUGAUAUCUACUGCGGAGAGCUGUGAUUGUGUCUGACGGCGGGCUUUGCACUAGUACCAUGGCGGCCGAGCUCUCCACCUCCAUAAAUAUUAAAGAGCCUCUCUGGGAUCAGGGAACAUUUGUGGGUCGAGCAAAGCAUUUCUUUACCGUCACAGACCCCAGAAAUAUCCUCCUGUCAAAUGAAUACCUUGAAAAAGCACGUCAAAUCAUUCAGGAUUACAGACAGGGGGUAGUAGCACCAGGUCUAACAGAAGAUGAGCUCUGGAGGGCCAAGUAUAUUUUUGACUCAGCAUUCCAUCCGGACACAGGCGAGAAAAUGCUCCUGAUUGGUCGCAUGUCUGCUCAGGUCCCCAUGAACAUGACCAUCACUGGAUGCAUGAUGACUUUCUACAGGACAACUCCAGCAGUUUUGUUUUGGCAGUGGAUCAAUCAGUCUUUCAAUGCAAUUGUCAAUUACACCAACAGAAGUGGAGACGCUCCCAUCACAGUAAACCAGCUCGGCACAGCAUAUGUAUCAGCCACCACAGGUGCAGUGGCUACUGCUUUAGGACUAAAUGCAUUAGCAAAGCACGUUUCUCCGCUCAUAGGACGGUUUGUACCGUUCGCUGCUGUAGCCGCUGCAAACUGUAUCAAUAUUCCACUGAUGAGACAACGGGAACUCAAACAUGGCAUUCCAGUAACAGAUGAGAAUGACAACAGGUUAGGAGAAUCUUCAGAGGCAGCUCAACAGGCCAUCACACAGGUGGUGGUGUCCAGAAUCCUCAUGGCCUCUCCUGGAAUGGCUAUUCCUCCAUUUUUAAUGAAUGCUUUGGAAAAGAAGGCAUUCCUCAAGAGGUUUCCGUGGAUGAGUGCACCCAUUCAGGUCGGCUUGGUUGGAUUUUGUCUUGUGUUUGCGACCCCAUUGUGCUGCGCGUUAUUCCCCCAAAAGAGCUCAAUGGCAGUGAGCUGCUUGGAACCAGAACUGCAAGAGAAAAUUCGAGCCAGUCAUCCUGGUGUAGAGAUUGUCUAUUUCAACAAAGGACUGUAAGACCAACGUCGGUAAACCUUCACUCUACUGUAAUGAUUUCAUUUCCCGUGAAUUUAAGACAUCUCCUUGUGUGCCAAAGUCUUCUCCAGGACAUCCCAACCUCAGUCAUUUUGUAAGAUGCUUUACAUUUUUGACGGUUUUAGUGAUUUUAAAUGAAAUGCAUUUUGUCAUUAGCUGUGUUAGUCAUUUGUCUUACGGUGCUCAUCCAGACUACUUUGUGUACAUGUAAUUAUUUUUGACAUUUCUGAAAUAAUCGUGUUUGCUGCCAUACAAUGUUGUUUUAAGGAUCAAAGAUUAUUGUCUUGUUCUCUUUGUUAGCAUUGCAAUCAGUAUUUCGUGUUGAUCUUUUCAUGAGGGUUGCUGUUUAUACAGUAAUGCCAAAUUUUAACUUCAGUUUAAAGUCACGUGACCUCUUUGACAAUAGUGCAAUCUGUCGAACACAUUACCAAAUACAAACCUCUGCUGCACAUUUCCUUAGAAACAGGUUUAAUAAACAGAGAAACUUAAGCACGGUUUUAAAGAAGAGUAUUAUAUUUUACUAUACUCUGUAUUUUGAGUUCAAAAAACCCUUUAGAUGUUAUGCGAGAUGUGAUCAUUAGCGUGUAUGUUCAUCUAAUUUUUUUCUGCUUGCCAGUCGUGCAUGAACAAAUGUUUAGUGAAAGCAGAGUGAGGUUAAAGUUCAAAGUGUUCUCAUUGACUGUUCCAAAGUUCACUCUAAGUUUUGUUGCCUAAAUUAUACCUGUUUUUGUCAAUCUGUAUGCCAUAUUUUCAUGCUCAAUGUUAAUUUUUUAUACAUUUGUUAAUAAACACAACAGUAAUAUAGAACUAGAACAAUAUUAACAAUAAUAACAAUGACUAAUGUAAGAUAAUGUGCUAGAUGACACCAGCUAGUUAUCGUUUUCUGGAUCUUUUUCUACAAAUUGUAAGUCUGCACAAUCCAAACAGUAUUUUUUAGUUCUUGCUAGAGUACCAGUUUAUAUUUCUGAAGUAUUACAUUGCCUUUCCUUAGACAUCAUGUAUUCUAUCCAUCUAUUUCUAAAUGUUUUAAUGGUGUUAAACUGCACAUUCCGUUUUAUUGACAGUCUUAUAUGUUUAAUGUUUUAAUAUGUUGGCUUGAAACUGUAUAACCAUAAGAGCUCUUGGUUAGCUGUUUGUUGACCGCUCCGACCUUGAUGUUGUGAGAUUGUUGAUGUGCCACAUUAGUUCAGUUAAUGAAUGUAGUCUUGGCAGUAAUGAAAUCAAACUGAGCGUGUUUAUAGUUCCAUGAGUACAGAGGUUGUUUUGUUGAAUUGUGACAAAAGCACAACAGGUGUUAUUUAAGUUUCACCCGGUUUCAUAAUUGUAUGUUUCACACUUCUCAGUGGAUGUUUAUGAAUGAGUAAUUCAUUUUUUAAAUAAUGUACUGAUUAUUAUUUUGUAGCUAGAUCAGGACUUGUUAAAAUGCACAGGGCCUCUUUUAUGGGUGGGGCCCUUCUCUCCCCGACCCAAUGAGUAGUCUAUUCCACACAGGACCUUAGUGGAACCCCAUCAUUAGCCAGGACAAUGCUCCUGGUUGUGUUCCCAUGACAAUAGGUGCUAUCUGGCCAGAUUUAAUUUGAGAUCCAUGACGUAUGGAUUUUAUAACUGAUUUCAAAGCAGUCAAAGACUACCAGCACUGUAGCCUUAAUUGUUACUCUUUUAUUUACAGUAUUGACUUUACACUUUUUUUGAAGCUUCUUUAUGAGGUUGUUGAAUUAAUUGAUUAUAUACUGAGUAAAAUCCACUGUUUUCUUGACAAGAAAGCAUCCAUGAAUUAAACAUUUAUUUUCUAAUCUUAUACUAGUACAUAAAAUAAAUUAUUUAACAAGGUAUAUUUGGAACAAAGCAAAUGAGAAUAUUCCUGAGGUGUCGGUCUACUCUUUCACUGAACAAGUUCCUCAAAUUCACAAAUAAUUUGUUUACAAUAAAUGAGAUGGGGUGUGGUUUUCAAGAUGAGUAUUUUAUUUUGUUUAUUUUACAGCGAAUGGGGAUAUUGUACUGUGUAGAUUACACUGUACUGUGUGGAUUACCUAAAUGAAAUAAAGACUUCA
Triplophysa rosa is the source of this 3139-nucleotide messenger RNA. It is a transcript of the gene sfxn1, whose product is annotated as sideroflexin 1. NCBI's taxonomy places the organism in Eukaryota, Metazoa, Chordata, Actinopteri, Cypriniformes, Nemacheilidae. The record is from RefSeq and is a predicted model, not a curated record. The transcript has 11 exons. Gene Ontology annotation, cellular component: mitochondrial inner membrane. The coding region runs from base 102 to 1070 and encodes 322 amino acids. Gene Ontology annotation, molecular function: monoatomic ion transmembrane transporter activity. Gene Ontology annotation, biological process: serine import into mitochondrion; monoatomic ion transport.